Molecule: messenger RNA, 1281 nt
Organism: Lemur catta (Ring-tailed lemur)
Lineage: Eukaryota; Metazoa; Chordata; Mammalia; Primates; Lemuridae
Gene: MRPL34
Product: mitochondrial ribosomal protein L34
Exons: 2
Coding region: 370-840 (156 amino acids)
Biological process (GO): translation
Cellular component (GO): mitochondrial large ribosomal subunit; ribosome
Molecular function (GO): structural constituent of ribosome
Source: RefSeq, a predicted model, not a curated record
GGCCCGGAUGGGGGCAAGAUCGCCACGAGCAAGCUUGCAGUCCUCCAGUUUCACAGAUCAAGAAACUGAACCCUGGAGAGGAGCAGAGACCACCCCAAGGACACCGAGCCAGCUUAAACUCAGGCCUCCUGGACUUCCUGCCAAGGGGCGGUGACUUGGCUUCGGCCGGGGAAAAGCUGCCAGCCAGCUGUGUGCUAUCUGCCCCAGCUUCUGCUGGGGGUGGGAAGACCAACCGGCCGCUUCCUGCCGCUGCCACCAGCUGCGCCACGGCCACCCAGGAGCACCCUCUAUCGGACGACACGAGAAAGAACGGCAACUCCCAGCAGACCCCGGGACAUAAGAGAGAAGGUGCUGAUCGCCUGCCAUCUAAUGGUCAAUACGAAGAACUACACCGCCCCAAGGGCACGGACGCUCGCGCCGAUGGUGCGCAGGCGUGGAACUACAACUUCGGGCCCCCAGGGCCAUGUUUCUCCGAGACAGGAAAAACUACAUUUCCCAGAAGCCUUUGCCCGGGGGCUCCGGAAUCGCUGGCGGCCGGGACGGCGGGACCAGCGGCUGGAGAUGGCUUUCUUGGCCAGAUCCCUGUUGGGCCCCGCGGGUAGGUCGGCGGCGCUGCUGGGUGGCAGGUGGCUCCAGCCCCGGCCUUGGCUGGGGCUCCCGGACGCCUGGGGCCUCCCUGCUCUGCAGCAGGCGCGGGGCAGAGCACGCGGGAACGAGUAUCAGCCAAGCAACAUCAAACGCAAGCGCAAGCAUGGCUGGAUCCGGCGCCUGAGCACGCCGGCUGGCGUCCAGGUCAUCCUUCGCCGCAUGCUUAAGGGCCGCAAGUCGCUGAGCCAUUGAGGAAUGCGACGCUGCCAGCGGAACUCCCAUUAAAGCAUUUCCCUCGCCUCGGACCUCGCCUGGCGCUGUUUUUGCAGGAAGCUGGAAGAACAGGAAUAGACUCGGACACGAGUGCCUUCCAAAUCGUGGGGUUGGCCCAGGGGGAGAAGUUUGGAUGCGAGUGGAAGUCAGACCUUGUCAAGUCCCUUUUUACGCUUUUUUGAAUUACGAAGAAUUUCGAACAUAUACAACAGACCACAGAAUAGUACAACGAGCCCCUGUGUACCCAGUACACAGCUCUAUUAGAAGCUGAUCUCAGGCAUCAGGUUAUUUCUUCUGUAAAUAUUUCAGAAUGUAUCUCUCCAAGAUAAGGGCUCUCUAAAACAAUCACAAAACUUAUCACACCCGAAAGAAUUAUCAAUAAUUUUGAAAUAUUAAAUGUCUCAUACAUGUUCCAAUUUC